GAAAGGGGAAGAGCAGGAGCAGCACUGUCCAGAACGGGUGGAAAAUCAAAGUUAUAGAAGGCGAGGAGAAGUGUAAAGAAGACAGGACGGGGACAGAAAAGGAGCCUGAGAGUCUGCACAAAGAGUGAACUGGAACGAAAAAGUUUGAGGCUGUGAAACAAAAGAAGAAAAAGGGGGUUGAAGCAGAGAGGGCCCCACACUUUCAGAGAGAGAACAGGAUGUCAACGCCACCGUCAGAAAGCAGCUCUGAGGAUGCCAGCCAGCGCAGCUUCUGGAUGCCUGGGAACUAUCAGCCCACUGUGAAGCGAACAGAAGAUGCCUUCCAGGCCUGUAAUGACAUAGUGGCGUGUUUCCAAGAGAGAGCUCGCGUAGAGAGGCAGUACGCCCAGCAGCUCAGUGAGUGGAGCAACAAGUGGAAGCCAGUGGUGGACUCAAGUCCUCUUUAUGGGUCUCUUCUGAAGGCUUGGCAGUGUUUUCUGUCCUCUGCCGACCGGCUGGCCUCCUUACACGCCUCCAUCUGUCGCUCCUUGGUGUCGGAGGACGGAGACCGGGUCAGGACCUGGCAGAAAGACUCCUUCCACAAGAAGUUAUUCGGAGGGUUUAAGGAGUCCCACGACAUCGAGACGGGAUUUGCACGUGCUCAGAAGCCGUGGGCCAAACGACUUAAAAAGCUGGAUAAAGCCAGAAGGGCAUACCACAAAGUGAGCCGUAAGGAGCAGGCAGCCAGGGAGCGAGAGAUCCACGCUCAGGGAAACCCAGACGUCGCCAUCGACAAACAGAAGAAGAUCCAGGAGGAGAGAGAGCUGGUUCAGCAGGAGGCCGAGAAGGUUCGUGCCCGCUAUGAGAAAGUCCUUGAGGAGGUGAACCGAUACGCUCCCCGCUACAUGGAGGAGAUGGAGUCCAUCUUUGACCAAUCGCAGGACGAGGAGCGCAAGAGGAUCGCCUUCCUCAAACAGGCCUUUCUCUCCAUCCACAAACACCUGGACAUCACCAACAACGAGAGUGUGAGGGCCGUGUACAAUGAGCUCCACAACACACUGAUGGCCAUUGAUGAGCACGAGGACCUUCGCUGGUGGAAGAACACCUACGGGCCCGGCAUGCCCACCGACUGGCCCCACUUCCAGGAAUGGACGCCUGAGAAGAAAAACAAAAAAGGGAAGAAAGAAGUAGAAAAGAAAGGAACAAUAGAGAGGAGUGCGAUGAUCGGAGGAGUGAGAGUAAGAGCUCUGUAUGAUUAUGUUGGCCAGGAGACAGAUGAGCUGUCAUUUAAAGCAGGUGAGGAGUUUUUGAAGAUCGAGGAUGAGGAUGAUCAGGGCUGGUGUCGGGGGAUGAAGGACGGGGGGAGCGAGGGGCUCUACCCAGCCAACUAUGUGGAGGUGGUGUAGUUAGGGCAUCGAGACUGAAAAUUAAAGAUCUUGUUACGUCAUAUGCUUCGUUGAAGUGGAAGUCACAGCCUGGUUUAAAGUCUAAAUGUCAGGAACAUAAAACCAAUGCUGUAAAGAACACCAAGUAGCUGUUAGCCAAAGCUCUGGUCUGUGAUGAGAGGAUGAUCUCACUUAGGAGGAUAUUUUUAGCAUACAGAGGUUUUAAAUAACUAUCCAGGUUGUGUAAUCUCUUGAAGGAUUUUGAGAAAUGUUUUAAUAUAUACAGUAUGCAUAGACCACUUGUAUUGAAGCCAUAUGAUAAACGUUGCUUUAAUGUAAAAAAAGUGCUCUUAAUGUACACUAUAUAACAAGCCAUUUUGUGCUGAAAUUGCAUUACAGGACUGCUAUUUUCCUUCAGCUGUUUUUAUUACUUUGCACCUCAACAAACAUUGUUAUUAAAAUGCUCACAAAGCCUCUCAACAUAUGAAGAAAGUGACGCUAAUGUGAUUAUAAAUAAUCCAAAGCAGCCGUACAAAUGGAGUCAGCUCGAUAGAAGUAGAUAGCUAUAUGACCUGUUUUUCUCUUCUGUUUUGUGGCUUAAAAAGGAACAGUCCAACAUUUUUGGGGGUAUGAUUGUUUGCUCUCAUAUACACAAUGAGAUGGGAAUAUUGAUAUUAGUUUCAUCUCUAGGUGUCAGUUACAGGGGGGAACUGCUACACAUUCCAGAAACUCCAAAGCCAUUUUAUUCUGCAUCUUGCUCACUUAAAGUGACUAUAAUUAAUAUAUUAACAGGUUAUAAUAUCACACUUAGGUGAAAUGUUUCUGUGGAUGUGUCAAACUGACCCAGAGACUUGAAGCAGCAUCUCAGAUCUGCAAACAAAAUUCAGGUGACUGUUGUAUUGAGGACUCAUUUUCUAGCUACUAAGAUAUAUAUCAAUGCCACAGCAGAUACUUAUUGGCUGGCAGGAGGUGAAUGUCACCGAACAACUUGUGUUGUGCAUUUUAAAUUACAGUAUGUGUAAAUAAGACAGUUUUGGACUGCUGUGUACUUCGGGGGGCUGAGGCUCAGGUGGAAGAGCGAGUUGUCCAUUACUUGCACGGUUGGUGGUUCAAUCACACACCGAACUUUUAAAAUUGCUCCUGAUAGUCCGACCAGCGCCUUGCAUGGCAGCUCCACUACCAUCAAACUGUGUGAAUGAGAAAAAAUUGUGAAGCAUUCUGCCCACUAACGUAGAAAAAUGCUAUGUAGGUGCAGUCGUUAUCCGGUUAUCAGUUUUGAUGGUGCGAGGGUCGAUGUUUCUUCCUGUUUUCUGUCUUUAUACCAAGCCAGAACCUACAUUACCAAACAAAUUUAUCUUAAUUUUGGGUCAUCCAACCAUUUAGAUGCUUUCAGAAAACAGUGCCAGGCCUAAACAUGUCUGAGACGUGAGGCUGUCUCUGCACGGAAUGUUCAGAGAUUAAAUUGAUAUUUUUCUUCUUCAUAAGAUUCUCAGUUUGACUACAAACAUUCAUAUUUCUUAGCAUGUCAGAGUGUUCCUUUAAGUUAAUACUGGGGAACAAAUAGUUUUCCUGCCUAUCUGUAAUCAUCUGUUGAUAUAUGUGUAUGUAUGACGCUUAUCAUGGAGGGCAUCUUUACCAAAGUAAGGAAACAGCUUCCAGGCACUGCUGCUUUUUCUUUAGCCUUCUUCACUAUCUGUGUAUGUUCUGUCGGUCUUUAUUUGUUAUAUAAAAAAACAUGCAUUUGCCUCCAACAAUCCUUUUUUUGCAAACUGCCUGUCUUUUGGAAAUAAAAUGUAAAAUUGUUACACAAACAAA
Centropristis striata (black sea bass) is the source of this 3179-nucleotide messenger RNA. RefSeq names its product protein kinase C and casein kinase substrate in neurons protein 3. The record is from RefSeq and is a predicted model, not a curated record. The transcript is spliced from 10 exons. Gene Ontology annotation, biological process: regulation of endocytosis; plasma membrane tubulation; cytoskeleton organization. Bases 219 to 1385 code for a protein of 388 amino acids. Gene Ontology annotation, cellular component: cytoplasm; plasma membrane; endosome. Gene Ontology annotation, molecular function: protein binding; phospholipid binding. NCBI's taxonomy places the organism in Eukaryota, Metazoa, Chordata, Actinopteri, Perciformes, Serranidae.